Hyaena hyaena (striped hyena) is the source of this 3490-nucleotide messenger RNA. It is a transcript of the gene TRMO, whose product is annotated as tRNA methyltransferase O. Bases 72 to 1403 code for a protein of 443 amino acids. The transcript has 5 exons. Lineage: Eukaryota; Metazoa; Chordata; Mammalia; Carnivora; Hyaenidae. The record is from RefSeq and is a predicted model, not a curated record.
CAGGCACCGGGCUCGGACACCGGAAGCGGAAAGUCUGUCGAGUCGGGUCGACACCUCGGGAUAAAGUAGCCAUGCGCGUCUUGGAGGAGACUGGGCCUGAGGCCACAGCGACCCCGUGCGGGUGCGUGAAACCGGCUUUGGAAACAGGGAAUCUUUUAACUGAGCCAGUUGGCUACUUGGAAUCAUGUUUCUCAGCCAAGAAUGGUACUCCAAGGCAGCCAUCUGUUUGUAGCCUUUCGCGGGCUUGUUUGAGAAUUCGAAAGAGCAUCUUUAAUAAUCCUGAACAUUCCUUGAUGGGCUUAGAACAGUUUUCUCAUGUUUGGAUUUUGUUUGUUUUUCACAAGAAUGGUCAUUUGAGCUGUAAGGCAAAAGUGCAGCCUCCUAGGCUGAAUGGCGCAAAGACUGGAGUUUUCUCUACUAGGAGCCCUCAUCGUCCCAAUGCAAUAGGAUUGACUCUGGCCAAGCUGGAAAAGGUAGAAGGUGGCGCCAUCUACCUUUCCGGAAUUGACAUGAUUCAUGGCACACCUGUCCUAGACAUAAAGCCCUACAUAGCUGAGUAUGACUCACCACAAAACUUGAUUGAACCUCUACAGGACUUUAAUUUACAGAAUACGCAACAUAAGCAUCCAAACUUGUCCCAGUCUGGUGGCAAGACUGACAGCUGUGACCAGCAGCAGCUCUCAAGGUGCGAUAAGCCACCGCCCUGUAGCCACCCUAAGGAGAAACUUAAAUGUCCCGAAGACAGAACUUCAGGAGAAAACUAUAUGAAACGGGACAACUCAACAAAAAUCCGGCGAAACUCCCCUAAGCAUGGAGAGAGAGUGGGAGAUUUGGGUGUCAAAUCCACAAGUGAUCAGAGUCCGCGCGUGGCUGAAGAGCAAAUUGGCCCAUAUUUCCUGGAGAAGAGCUUUUCAGAGGAAGAUACAGCAAGGAGGCUAAGGAGAGGGAAAGAAGCAGUAAUUGCACCAGGAAGUAGUGCAGAGGUCCAUCGUGGGGCCCUUCGCUGCCCGCCCAGGACUGAUGCAGCCUGCUGCAGCGUGGUCCCUGCCUGGGUGAGAGAGGCCCCCGUGGCCACCCUGGAUGUGCGGUUUACUCCUCAUGCAGAGAUGGAUCUUGAGCACCUCAGUUCAGGAGGUGAACCAGAUGGCAGUCAGUCUUCAUUUAAAUAUUUUCAAUCAGUAGAGGAAGCAAGGCAUGCCAUUGAGGCUGUGUUGUCAGCUGACCCUCGGUCUGUAUAUCGACGGAAGCUCUGCCAGGACCGCCUUUUCUACUUUACUGUAGACAUAGCGCAUGUCACUUGCUGGUUUGGUGAUGGCUUUGCAGAGGUUCUAAGGAUCAAGCCAGCUUCAGAGCCUGUUCAAAUGACUGACCCUACAGAGUCCUUGGUGUCUAUGGGAUCGUAAGUAGCCUCUAUCAUGUGUUUAAGACAGCCUAAUUGACUUUGGAUGUGGCUGUUGGAUUAUCUGUAUAAGCUGACGAUAUGCUCUCUUUGCAAAAAGAAGCAACACUUUGUUAUCUCAUUGCUUUGAUUGAUUUGGGAUGUUCAGAAUAUUUAUUUGAAAUUUGUAUUUUAAUAAAGUGAAAGAUGUAAAAUUUAGAGAAAUUCCCAUACGCUUUUCAAUUAGUUAAUAUUGAAGAAUCCAAAAGUGAUGAUGUGUCAGUGAGUUCUCAAAGAAGUUGAUUGUUCUUGACACUUGGUAAAACUGGGCAGAGAUCAUUCUAGCAGGAACUCACAAGCUAAGGGGAUCUGUUCAACAAUUCAUAUUGGUUUUCUUGUCUGGAAUAGCUUGACCCCCUAUUUUUUUCUAAAUCAAACUGAGUUAACGGUGUUUUAGGAAACAGAAAAUAAGUGGUUAUAAAGAACGUUAGAGAUUAAACCCCUGUGUAUCAGAGACUUUGACCCAUACACAUAGUUAUAUAUGUAGCAUGUGUAUAUUUAAUCCUGAUUCCAAAAUAGGGACUCUGAGGUUUCUCUGGAUGUCUUUUUAUCAGAAAAGAAAGUCACCCCAGAGGUCCAAGAAAAUAACUUAAUUACUGGCUUAUUUCUUACUUAUUCCAUGAGUAUUUACUGAAAAGCUAGCGUGGGUUAAGUUUUGGUGAUAAAAGGAGGUAAAAACAAGACGCAGCUCUUGUUGCAAGUCAUAGUUAGGAGAGGAAGAAGACAUAAGCACAUUAAUUUAUUACAGUUAGAUAAAUAUAGUAAUUAAGUUUGUACAUGGUUCCUGUGCAGCACCACGUAGGAAGCGGUUGUAGGAAUAUAUUGCCUAUAGGUGGUGUUAAUGAUGUUGAUCCCAGAUAACUGAAGAUUUAUGAUCUGCAUAGCCAAAUUAGACACCUGUCAACAUGACAAGCUUUCCUAAUCACAACUGUAAAUCUUAAUAGCUGAUUGAUCAUGGUUUUGAAAUGAGCCCUGCUGCCUGUAGAUACUUGCACAGAGUCAUUUGUGGCUGAUGACACUGCACUCUUGAGCCAGACUGAAUUGCCUUUGAGGUCACUUAGAACCUCUUGGGGAAGUAUCUUUAAUUUGAUUUUUAAAAGCACUUUAUUUUGAGAAAAUUACAGAUUCACAGGAAGUUGCAAAAAUAGUAUAGAAGCCACGUGUACCCUUCAUCUAGCUGCUUCCCGUAGUAACAUCUUACAUAAACUGUAGUAUAAUGAUAAAACCAGGAGGUUGACAUUGGUAUAAUCUACCCUUUAUUUUGGAUUUUGAUGCCUUUUCUCUUAAAAUUAUUUUGAGACUAAAUCAGGGCUUGAGGCACAAAAUGUUGAUAUUUAAUAUUGAAAAAAUAGUGUGAGGAUGGUAACAACCAGCCUUCUAGCAAGAGGACUGUUCAGUUGUUUGAGACUUUAAUAUAAUUCUCAGGAAUAUGUAUGAUAGUGCUCAUUAUUAAAAUGCUCUUCCUUUCUAGGAGAUAAAGUCUGUUCUCUUAGAGCCACUGACUAGUGGGGCCACAUAACAUAAGGCCAGUAGCGCCCUUGUCUUAGCCUGUCAGAUAUCAUCUGGCUCCCUGCCCCUCAGUCCUGUGUCUUGGCUGAGCCACCCUCAUUUCCUUCAGCUCCUUCCCAUGUAACAUGAUGUUAAGCCUCUCCCCACCCCGAUCUUUGAAUCCCCCGUGUGAGCUUUUGUCUCCAGGUAUGUAUUUUCAGUGUUCUGUUGUCAGGAAAUUUGGAUCUCCAAGUCACAAACUUCCAUCCUUCAGAAGAGAAAUAGUUUGAAGUAAGUCUUAUAUUCCUUUUCAUUGUGGGAACUUCUCCAGAAGAAAGAGGUACAAGGCUGUUAUCUACCUUAAAUUUUAGAUUUGCUGUUUGGUGCCUGUAGGGGGAGCCCUUGAUAACUGAUUAUUUUCAUUUCACUAGCCUGGAGAUAAAUUCCAGUUGUUCGAGCUGUUUAGGUAAUUUUGACUUUCCGCCCACUUACCCCAGCUUUCCUGAACAGUAACUUCCACAAGAAAUACUGAUGCUUGUCUAUCACUUAUAGGAAGAGGUUAGA